Molecule: messenger RNA, 997 nt
Organism: Morus notabilis
Lineage: Eukaryota; Viridiplantae; Streptophyta; Magnoliopsida; Rosales; Moraceae
Product: protein N-lysine methyltransferase METTL21A
Exons: 1
Coding region: 75-764 (229 amino acids)
Source: RefSeq, a predicted model, not a curated record
CACCAACCGUUAAACCUCACCGUACACGGGAACAGAGAGGACGAUCAGAGAGAGAGAGAGAGAGAAUUGCGUCAAUGAAGUUCACAGACUCGCCGGUAGUAGAGCUGCCCGUGCGCGGCGCCGUUCUCUCUCUGCAGCAAGACAACGGCUCCUUCCACGUCGGAACCUCGGUCUGGCCCUGCUCUCUCGUCCUCGUCAAGUUCGCCGAGCGCUGGGCCCCAUCUCCAGGCGGGCCCACCACCAACAAUCCCUACGCCCAAAUCCUCAACUUCGAAUUGAAGCGGGCCGUGGAGCUCGGUGCCGGCUGCGGGGCCGCCGGAAUGGGCCUCUACCUUCUUGGCCUGACGGACGUCAUCCUCACCGACAUAUCCCCGGUCAUGCCCGCACUGAAGCACAACCUAAAGCGCAACAAGCCCGUCCUCUCCAAAGCCCUAAAACACUCCGUACUCUACUGGAACAACUCCAACCAGAUCGCCGCCCUCAGGCCCCCGUACGACGUCGUUUUAGCCGCCGACGUCGUCUACAUCGAGGAAUCGGUGGGCCCGCUCGUCCACGCCAUGGACGCCCUCCUCGCCGACGACGGCAUCGUUUUGCUGGGAUACCAGGUCAGGUCUCCGGAGGCCCACAAGCUUUUCUGGGAGAUUUGCGAGACCGUCUUCGAGAUCGAGAAGGUUCCGCACCAGGAUUUGCAUCCCGAUUAUGCCUACGAAGAGACCGACGUCUAUGUCUUGCGGAAGAAGAAGAAGAAAAAGGAGAAUGACUAACCCCCUCCUGAGGCCAAGGCACGUUUUGGUAAGUGUUUUGGAAGUAACUUGUGCAAUAAGUUUUAAGGUUUUUGUUUGUUGUAACUGAUAUAUUGUCACAAUUAGAUGCAUUUCGGUAUUGGUUUUCCCAACCUGGGAAACUUUUUAGUUGCUUGUUUGUAAAGUUUGGGACUUUACCAUGAAUAAUCAAGAUGGUGAGAUCAUAAAGACCAAUGAUAUUGGUUGGGAUAUCA